Neolamprologus brichardi is the source of this 2486-nucleotide messenger RNA. The record is from RefSeq and is a predicted model, not a curated record. Lineage: Eukaryota; Metazoa; Chordata; Actinopteri; Cichliformes; Cichlidae.
UUGAAUGCGCCGGAGCUUCAGCUUCAAACGUGCUGUUACUAGUAACAGGGUCAGUUGCAAAAGUCUCUUCUCACAGUUCUCACUGUUUUCUACAGUAAUUGGUAAAUACUUCUUUACACUAAAACGAACCAUCAAAUCUUGUAGUGACUAUGGUAACGCUUACCCGAUGCGUCUGCCACAAAUCUCACGAGAACUGGAAGAAAGUUGCGCACGCAGCCGUCGCCAUCUUUAAAAUUAGAAGGAGGCGUAUGCAGGCAUUGCUGGUGUGCAGCCAGUCAAUUAAACUUGGGCAAAUUUCCACAACAAAAGUAUUCCAAGCAUGGCUAAUCGAAAUAUGCAACAAGUUAACAUGCAAAGCAACAAUUCUCCUCAACCGGCGAGACGCGGAACCGACUCACCGGCCGCGGAGCAGACACCGGCGAACAAAGACAGCCCGGCCCCGCCGAGGCAGUCCCCCGUUGCUGAACAAAUGGAAGGAGCCGUGGAAGGAAGCGGCGAAGGCCCGACAGAAAUGACCCUAGACAUUACUAGUUUCCGAAAGCCCGGUGAAAAGACGUUCACUCAGCGCUCCCGUCUUUUUGUCGGCAGUCUCCCGCCGGAUAUUCCAGAGGAGGAGUUCAAAAACAUGUUUUCUAAAUAUGGGAACGUCAACGAGGUGUUCAUCAACAGAGAGCGGGGCUUCGGCUUCAUUCGUUUGGAAACCCGAACUCUAGCAGAGAUCGCUAAAGCCGAGCUGGAUGGGACUAUUUUGAAUAAUCGACCAAUCAGAGUCCGCUUUGCCACACACGGUUCUGCGCUCACAGUGCGCAAUCUGCUGCCUGUGGUGACAAAUGAACUGCUGGAACAGGCGUUUUCCCAGUUUGGACCAGUGGAACGGGCUAUUGUUGUGACAGAUGACCGAGGUCGUCCCACUGGGAGAGGCAUUGUGGAGUUUGCAAGCAAAGUAGCAGCGCGUAAAGCUCUGGAGCGGUGCACCGAGGGAGCACUGUUGCUGACCACAACACCCUGUCCUGCCAUUGUGGAACCUGCAGAACACUUUGAUGAUGAGGAUGGCCUUUCUGAAAAACUGCUGCAAAAGACUCCAAAGUACUAUAAGGAACGAGAACAGAAGCCACGUUUUGCUCAGCCCGGGACAUUUGAGUUUGAGUUCUCAUCUCGUUGGAAAGCUCUUGAUGAGAUGGAGAAACAGCAGAGGGACCAGGUGGACAGGAACAUUAAAGAAGCUAAAGAGAAACUGGAGGCCGAGCUGGAGUCAGCCAAGCAUGAACAUCAGCUCAUGUUAAUGAGACAAGACCUAAUGAGACGUCAGGAGGAGCUGAGGAGACUUGAGGAGCUUCGCAACCAAGAGCUACAGAGACGAAAGCAGAUAGAGAUGAGGCACGAGGAAGAGAGGAGGAGGAGGGAGGAGGAGCUGAUGAGGCACAGAGAGCAGGAAGACCUGAGACGCCAACCAGAUGGCUUCAAACCAAACUACAUGGAAAACAUCCUGCACUGAUUCCAGUGAUCCAGCCAAGCAACAGGUAAACUGUCUGUGUAUGCUUAGUUUAAAGAUUUCUAUUUGAUAAAUCGACACAGAGCCGUGACAUCGUAAAUUGAUAACACUCCACAAAGAUUUGAGUUACAUCCACAAAGAUCUUGGACGUCGACUUCAUGAUUUAUUGGUCAAAAAUGACCAAAAACAUUAUAACUUAGAAACUGUGAUUAUUGUCAACAUAUAGAACUGGAGGAAAAAGGUUUAAAAAUAUCAUGUCACAUUUGACCUCUGACCUCUCUUUGAAUGUCAAUAGAUUGAUCUGAAGGACAAAGUGAUACUAAUGUUACAUACAGCUUUUUAAAAUGAUAGUAGGUUUCCAGACUGACAAAAACAUGUUGGCCUGGGAGACUUUGAGUAUCAUUGAUAAUUACAUUAUGCCUUUAAGUAUAUUACAGUUACAGGUUAUAACUGUUUUAAUACACAAGAAUGUGAAAACAUGUAAAAUGUUCCAGAUUUUUGUUUUAAACAUGUUAUCACAAAUGUUUUUCACUGAUAUUUAUUACUAAACGAAUUUUGCUUAAAACAAAAAAUAAAUAUGUAUGAUGAUGGGAAGUAUAUGUAAAUGGGUUUCAACAGAGAAAAUAGCAAAAGGCUGCACUUUGUUGUGCAGUCUUCUUAUAGUAUGUUUAAAAAGAACAAGGAAAACACAGUAAUUACAAUUAUAGUCCCUUAAAAGUAAACACUGCCUUAGCUGAGGUUUGUGCUCUGAGUACUUCUUGUUUCUGAACCACUUAUUUUUAGUCUUGUUAGUCUUAGUCAUAUGUCAUUAAUAAUUUUUCCAUUGAAUUAUGAUUUAGGUGAAGCCAGCAUUGUGUAGUUAUAAAAGAUUUUAGAUAUGAAAGGUGGUUCAUAUCAGUUGGUCAACUUGUUACAGUAAAACAAAUGCAUUUAAAUUUCUACUCCCACAGGUACUAAAUGAUUUACUGUAAAUAAAAAGAUUUGUAAAACCACA